AGAUGGCGGACGGGGACAGCGGCAGCGAGCGCGGCGGCGGGUUCGGCGGCCCGCGCGGGCCGGGCCCCGAGCAGGAGACGCAGGAACUGGCCUCCAAGCGCCUGGACAUCCAGAACAAGCGCUUCUACCUGGACGUGAAGCAGAACGCCAAGGGCCGCUUCCUCAAGAUCGCCGAGGUGGGCGCGGGCGGCUCCAAGAGCCGCCUCACGCUCUCCAUGGCCGUGGCCGCCGAGUUCCGCGACUACCUGGGCGACUUCAUCGAGCACUACGCGCAGCUGGGCCCCAGCAGCCCCGAGCAGCUGGCGGCGGCCGGGCCGGGCGAGGAGGCCGGGCCGCGCCGCGCGCUGAAGAGCGAGUUCCUGGUGCGCGAGAACCGCAAGUAUUACCUGGACCUGAAGGAGAACCAGCGCGGCCGCUUCCUGCGCAUCCGCCAGACCAUCAACCGCGGCCCGGGCCCGGGCUUCCCCGGCCCGCCCGGCCUGCAGAGCGGCCAGACCAUCGCGCUGCCGGCCCAGGGCCUCAUCGAGUUCCGCGACGCGCUGGCCAAGCUCAUCGACGACUACGGCGGCGACGAGGAGGAGCUGGGCGGGCCGGGCGGCGGCGCGGGGCUGGGCGGGGAGCUGCCCGAGGGCACCUCCAUCACCGUGGACUCCAAGCGCUUCUUCUUCGACGUGGGCUGCAACAAGUACGGCGUGUUCCUGCGCGUGAGCGAGGUGAAGCCGUCCUACCGCAACGCCAUCACCGUGCCCUGCAAGGCCUGGGCCCAGUUCGGCGGCGCCUUCUGCCGCUACGCCGACGAGAUGCGCGACAUCCAGGAGCGCCAGCGGGACAAGCUCUACGAGCGCCGCGCCGGGCCGGCCGGGCCGGGCAGCGGCAGCGGGGCCGGCGACGACUCCGACGGGGACGACGUGGACGACGACUGAGCGGCGCCCCCGGCCGGGGAGCCGCCGCCGCCGCCACCCCCAGCCCCGGCCCCAGCGGAGAGAGAAUCCAGCUUCACCGCAGACACCGACCGCCCCCGGCCCCUGCUGCCCGGAUCCCUCCCCGGCCCCUUUCGAGAUCGUGCCCCCCCGCCCCCGCCAUGGAAACCAGCAUCCCGGCGGCCGCGCCGCCGCCGAGCGCUUGAAGAGAAGGGAGAGGCCGCCGCAGCUAUCCAGAUCCGAGGGUGCAGGUCGCGAUGGGGAAGGAGAUCGGGCCUAGCCGGGGCGGGAGGGGAAUCCCGGCAGCUUCGGGCCUAGAGUUGGGACGAGCCUGUUUCCGGACCAACGUCCAUUCUGUCCUUUCCUUUGCAGACUUGUUUUCUGGGAUGCAAACUGCUCCGCUCCGGGCGCUGCCGGAACCGGUCAGCGAGCGAGUUCCCGCUGGCAGCGUGCUGAAGAUUAAGAGACACUUUCUUGUUUUGAUUUUUUUGUUUUUAAACAUGGGGGUUGCGAAGAGGUAGGUUCAAGGAAAAACAGGCAUAAAGCACAAGGAAAGCUGAGUGGAUUGGUUGCUGCUCACUGAAGUUCUUCCCCUUCUCUCCAAGUAAGGUGGUCUUGGAAAAGAAACAGCGUUAGCAGUAGGGAGAAGUAAGAGCCAACUCUCUUGGCUCCAGUGGGUUGACCCAGCCAAUAAGUGGAAUCCAGCCUGUGAGCUGGGUUUUUAAAUCUUUAAACCAUAACUUGGUUGAGAACAGCAACAUGUGGCUACAAGUCUAGUCUGUGAAAGAAUGACUGGCACAAAGUGAGACAUGAGCGUCAUUCAUCUUCAGUGGAAAUCAGUGGACAUGUUCGACUAUGAAUCUAAACACCAAGAACCUCAGGUCCAGAAGUCCAUCACUUGUUCUUUUACAAGAGUUUUUAAAAAGAGAAGAGAACUCAAUCUGUUUCCUCAGUACCUCACAUUGUGUUAACAGCAGAGUUGGCAAAAAUGCACGGAUGGAUUGUUCAGAGCAGCACACAACCUGUGGGAGCUUCAGAUCCAUCGCUGAAAAGGAGCAGAAACAAAAUGAAUAAGCUCUGUGACUAUAAAUAUACCCUAGCAGCAUUUUUUACCACCUUGAAAUUUCACCAUAGACUGGCUACUGCCAAUUCGUCCAGCUGUCGCUCCAGAAUUCAGUUGGGGCUCUUUCCAGGGAGCACCACUUUAAAUGGAUUUUUCACUCUAAAAUGAUUUUUUUUUAGCUAAUUGAGUCAACCCUACCCCUCCAGAAAGGUAUUUCUAGACACCUAGUCGUAUUCUAGUAACUUUGA
Molecule: messenger RNA, 2231 nt
Organism: Terrapene triunguis (Three-toed box turtle)
Lineage: Eukaryota; Metazoa; Chordata; Testudines; Emydidae
Product: transcriptional activator protein Pur-beta-like
Exons: 1
Coding region: 3-923 (306 amino acids)
Biological process (GO): regulation of transcription by RNA polymerase II
Cellular component (GO): nucleus
Molecular function (GO): DNA-binding transcription factor activity, RNA polymerase II-specific; RNA polymerase II transcription regulatory region sequence-specific DNA binding; purine-rich negative regulatory element binding
Source: RefSeq, a predicted model, not a curated record